This is a messenger RNA of Peromyscus californicus insignis, 8244 nucleotides long. RefSeq names its product kinesin family member 16B (gene Kif16b). The record is from RefSeq and is a predicted model, not a curated record. Lineage: Eukaryota; Metazoa; Chordata; Mammalia; Rodentia; Cricetidae. The transcript is spliced from 24 exons. Gene Ontology annotation, biological process: microtubule-based movement. Gene Ontology annotation, molecular function: ATP binding; microtubule motor activity; phosphatidylinositol binding. Bases 185 to 5812 code for a protein of 1875 amino acids.
CGGAGCCGCUCUGGGCAUGCUCAGUGGCCUGGCAGGUGUGGCCGCUUCGCAACUCCAGGUCGGCCCCUGCCGAGGGGCGGGUGAGAGGGAAGUGGGCGGGGGUGCGGGCACAGUCGCUGGAGUGGCCGCCGGCCGCGGGGUGCAGGCCUGGUGGGAGCGCCCGCGGGCCGGGCCGGGAUGAGCCAUGGCAUCGGUCAAGGUGGCCGUGAGAGUCCGGCCCAUGAAUCGCAGGGAAAAGGACCUGGAGGCCAAGUUUAUCAUUCAAAUGGAGAAAAGCAAGACGACAAUCACAAACUUAAAGAUACCAGAAGGAGGAACUGGGGACUCAGGCAGAGAACGGACCAAGACCUUCACCUAUGACUUCUCCUUUUAUUCUGCUGACACAAAGAGCCCAGAUUAUGUUUCACAAGAAAUGGUUUUCAAAACUCUGGGCACAGAUGUCGUGAAAUCUGCAUUUGAAGGUUAUAAUGCUUGUGUCUUUGCAUAUGGGCAAACUGGAUCUGGAAAGUCCUACACUAUGAUGGGAAAUUCUAGUGAUUCUGGUUUAAUACCUCGGAUCUGUGAAGCACUCUUCAGUCGGAUAAAUGAAACCACCAGAUGGGACGAAGCCUCUUUCAGGACUGAAGUUAGCUACUUAGAAAUUUACAACGAACGUGUGAGAGACCUACUUAGGCGGAAGUCAUCUAAAACCUUCAAUUUAAGAGUCCGUGAGCAUCCCAAAGAAGGACCUUACGUUGAGGAUUUAUCCAAGCAUUUAGUCCAGAACUACAGUGACGUGGAGGAACUUAUGGACGCAGGGAAUAUCAACCGUACCACUGCAGCGACCGGGAUGAACGACGUCAGUAGCAGAUCUCACGCCAUCUUCACUAUCAAGUUCACUCAGGCAAAAUUCGAUGCUGAAAUGCCAUGUGAAACAGUGAGCAAGAUCCACCUGGUCGAUCUUGCUGGAAGUGAGCGUGCGGAUGCCACCGGUGCCACUGGGGUCAGGCUCAAGGAAGGGGGCAAUAUAAACAAGUCCCUUGUGACUCUGGGAAAUGUCAUUUCUGCCUUAGCUGAUUUAUCUCAGGAUGCAGCCAACCCUCUUGUGAAGAAGAAGCAAGUUUUUGUGCCUUACAGGGAUUCUGUUUUGACUUGGCUGUUGAAAGAUAGCCUUGGAGGAAACUCUAAAACCAUCAUGAUUGCCACCAUUUCACCUGCUGAUGUCAAUUAUGGAGAAACCCUAAGUACCCUUCGCUAUGCAAAUAGAGCCAAAAACAUCAUCAACAAGCCUACCAUUAAUGAGGAUGCCAACGUCAAACUCAUCCGUGAGCUGCGAGCUGAAAUAGCCAGGCUGAAAACCCUGCUCGCUCAAGGGAAUCAGAUUGCUCUCCUAGAUUCGCCUACAGCCUUAAGUAUGGAGGAAAAACUUCACCAGAAUGAAGCAAGAGUUCAAGAAUUGACCAAGGAAUGGACAAACAAGUGGAAUGAAACCCAAAAUAUUUUGAAAGAGCAGACUCUGGCCCUCAGGAAGGAAGGGAUCGGUGUGGUCCUGGACUCUGAGCUGCCUCACUUGAUUGGCAUUGAUGACGACCUUCUGAGUACUGGGAUCAUCUUGUAUCACUUGAAGGAAGGUCAGACUUAUGUUGGCAGAGAAGAUGCUUCAACAGAGCAAGAUAUUGUCCUUCAUGGUCUUGACCUGGAGAGUGAGCACUGUGUCUUUGAGAAUGUUGGGGGAACGGUGACUCUGAUACCCCUGAGUGGGUCCCAGUGCUCCGUGAACGGUAUUCAGAUUGUGGAUGCCACACCGCUAAAUCAAGGUGCUGUGAUACUCUUGGGAAGAACCAACAUGUUCCGCUUUAACCAUCCAAAGGAAGCUGCCAAGCUCAGGGAGAAGAGGAAGAGUGGCCUUCUGUCCUCCUUCAGCUUGUCUAUGACCGACCUCUCCAAGUCCUGUGAGAACCUGUCUGCAGUCAUGUUGUAUAACCCUGGUCUUUUCCCUAUAAAAGGACCCAUCUGUCUAAGACUUGAAUUUGAGAGACAGCAGCGUGAAGAACUUGAAAAACUGGAAAGCAAAAGGAAACUCAUCGAAGAGAUGGAGGAAAAGCAGAAGUCGGACAAGGCAGAGCUAGAGCGAAUGCAGCAGGAGGUAGAGACCAGGCGCAAGGAAACAGAGAUCGUACAGCGGCAGAUCCGCAAGCAGGAGGAAAGCCUCAAACGCCGCAGCUUCCACAUUGAAAACAGGCUCAAGGACCUGCUGGCUGAGAAGGAAAGGUUUGAGGAAGAGAGGCUCCGGGAGCAGCAGGGGCUUGAACAGCAGAGGAGACAGGAAGAAGAGAGCUUCUCCCGCAUCAGAGAGGAGCUUCGCAGGCUCCAGGAGCUCAACAGCCGUGAGCAGGCCGAGAAGGUUCAGAUAUGCCAGGAGCUAGACCGGCUGCACAAAGAACAAGAUGCCCAGAGUGCCAAGCUGCAGCUGGAGAAAAGGAGGCUGGAGGAGCAAGAGAAGGAGCAGGUGCUGCUGGUGGCACAGCUGGAGGAGCAGCUGCGGGAGAGGCAGGAGACUGGUCCACUGCUGUGUCCUGGAGGGGUCCUGCAGGCCCAGGAGGAAAAGAGGGAACUCGAAGGCAUCCAGGAGGCCCUCUUGCAAGCCAAAGAGGCUGGAGCGCAAGGGGACCACACCUGUGGGGAUGAACUGGAAAGGGCUCAGCAGUACUUCUUAGAGUUCAAGAAAAGGCAGCUUGUCAAGCUAGCAAACCUGGAGAAGGACCUGGUCCAACAGAAAGACUGCCUAAGCAAAGAAGUCCAAGAAGAGCAGGAAGCCCUGGAGCACGUAAGAUGUGAAGUCCAGGAGGAACCUAGCUUGUCGGCAACAGAUAACAGUAGCAUCCCUUGCCGGCUUGAAGGUCUAGAGAAAAUAGAGACUGCACAGGCCAGGCUACAGAGUAAAGAGCGCCAGCUGCGGGACCUUCUGCAAAAUCGUUUGCCAGCUCUGCUGGAAGAAAAGCGGAGAGCUCUUGACGUCCUUGACAGGGGCGCCCUGGGCCUAGACAACACUCUCUACCAAGUAGAGAAAGAAAUGGAAGAAAAAGAAGAGCAGAUCACACGGUACCAGGCUAAUGCUAGCCAGCUGCAGCAGCUCCGGGCCACCUUCGAAUUCACAGCUAAUGUCGCCCGACAGGAAGAGAAGGUGAGAAGAAAGGAAAAGGAGAUUCUGGAGUCCCGGGAGAAGCAGCAGAGAGAAGCAUUGGAGCAGGCCGUGGCCAAGCUAGAGCAGAGGCACUCUGCCCUGCAGAGGCGCUCUACCCUGGACCUGGAGAUCCAGGAGCAGAGGCAGAAACUUGCCUCUCUCCACAGCAUGGAGCAGUCAGGGCUGUGGGCCAGUCUGGAGGCCAAACAAGAGGUUCUUGAGAAGGACCCUGCAAGGUCAGAUUAUGAUAACCACCAGCUGAAACAGAAGAUCUGUGAGGUGGAUGGUGUUCAAAGACCUCAUCAUGGGACCUUAGAGGGAAAGACUUCUCUCUCCAGCUUGCUACCCAGUGCUGACAACCCUCAUCUGGCUCCACUGAUGGAUGCCAGGAUCAGUGCUUACAUUGAGGAAGAAGUCCAAAGACGCCUUCAUGAUUUGCACAGGGCAAUUGGUGAUGCCAGCCAUGCACCUGCUGAUGUGAUGAAGAGUAAUGAGGAACUUCACAAUGGCACCACUCAACGUAAGCUAAAAUAUGAGAAAAGGCCGCCUUGGUCUGCACGGUGUGUUAUGCCACUUCUGCCCAAAGAUGACACUGACUCUUCCAGCAUCCUUAGAGAAGAAGAGAGUGAAGUGGAUCCGAGCGUCCACUGGAGCCAUCCUAUGUCACAGAACACCUCACUCCACACAGCUUUCUCCAUGACCUCCCAAGAGAGGAUGGUUCUGUCCUCAGGGCUUGAGGUGCUGAAGAACACUAGUGACAGACUCUGUUACCUUAGGAGCUCUGGCCACCUUGAACUAAAAUGUGUUCAUCCGCCUGAAAUCACCCUCCGUAAUGGAAGCAACACUAGAGAUGCACAGAAUUCUCAGAGGGAAUCAGAAAAUGGCAGUGAGCUGAUGACUCAUGGAGAGAAACAAAGCUGGGGAAUGGAGUCCAGCUGGACAGUGCUGCAACACAUGUCCCAGCAAGUGCCAGUAGACAGAGGAAGCCAGCAAGCGAUGCAGAGCAGGGUGCAGUGCUUUGUUCUCUCUGAAAGCAUUUCUCAAAAGGAGCAUCCCACUGGCAGCUCUCCUCAGAGCACAUCAGCCUCCCCAUUGUGUUGUGAGCAACAAAAUGAGAAAGAGGUAGAUGCUGAAAACACUCGCUUUCCAGCCUCACUAGUCAAUAUCAGGACAGAAGCAAAGAAGGGGCUGGGGUAUUUUUACCACAAGUUCUCAGACCUGUAUAAAGACACCAGUGGUCACCUGAUACAGACUGGCACGAAAGUAAUGAACCAAGUCAAGUAUGUGGGGAGUAUGUGUGACUCAGGUGGGCUGGCCUCCCAAGUGACAACCUUCAUCAGAGGCCUGCCUUUAUUGGAGCGCUUAUCCCUACACCUGCCUGUGAGGUCACUCAUGGUGCCAUCAGAGCCUCUUCCUCUUUCUGAAACUCAGAUUGGCAGCCUCAGCAGUGAAGAUGGAGGGAGCCCAAGGUCAGCCAAGGGCACAGCACCUUACACAGACUUGGCCUUCACAUCUACAGGCUCACCAGAUUCCUGGCCAAAUUCAGUUUUCUGUCUUGAUUAUGAAGAUGCUGGGAAGAUCACAGUGUUUAAGCAGACCCUUGUAUCAUUCCCAGAGCAAAUGCUGAGGCUUCAAGAGUACCCUCUCACAGACCUCCUUGAGCACAUGACCUGUUCUCUGCCAGAGCCUUUGGGCAUAGUGAAGGCAGUCAAAGGCAUUUACUGGCUCGCAGUUGCUAACUGCACCCAGCCUGACCCCCAAGCUGCAUGCUUGCUCCUGCUGCCUUCAACUCUGUAUGCUCUGGUCCUAUUAGAUAAUUGCUCAGCCUCCAUGAGCAUCUUUCAUGUUCUCCCUCUCUCUGCACUGCAGGAGAUUCAGGUCGGCUUUGGUGGGCAGAGCAUUAGACUCCUGGGCUCCACACAGGACCUCUUGCUUACUGUGCUAACUUACAACAAGAGCCUCUCUCAACAGCUCUGCCAGGACCUCCUGGGGGUGCUGAUGGCUGGGUCUGAAGCUGCUGCCCACACAAGUCACCCUUUGCUCCAGCGGGAUCUGGUUCAGCUUUCUCUUGAUUUGGAAGCAAAACUACCCACUCUAGCUUUGGCAAAUGGAGUUCAGUUGUCUUCCAAUUUCCAGACAACCUUGGUUGAUAUGGUUUACUUUCUUCAUGGAAAUAUGGAGACCAGUGUUCCUUCUCUGGCUGAAGUUCGGUUACUGCUCUAUACCACAGUCAGAUUGGAGAGUGAAGCCAGUUGCACCCCCUGCCCAUCAUUCAUCCUUCUGAACACCCACAUGGCACUCUUGAGGGAGGACCGUGUGUUUUACCCCCACACUCACUCUCUAAACAAACUUCCUCCACACGGGCGAUUUGACGUGAUCAGGUGUCAAGCUCUGAGUGAAUUCAGAUGUGUCAUUGUUCCUGAGAAGGACAAAAUGUCAACAAUAGAGCUGGUCUUUGUCAGGAAACAUAGGCUUACUUUGAACACAGGAAGUGGUCUACUUGAACAGGGUCAAUGUACCUCAAGCACCCAGAUGCUUACUGCGUUGUGUCUUCAGGAUGGGCAGAAUGAGGAACUUGAUGUCUGGAAACUCACUUUCAAUUCUCAUGAUGAGGCUCUUUGGCUGAUCUCAUACUUAAGAGGACUCUAAACUUUUAAAGAUACAGGGCAUUUUCUUUUAGACCUUUGAUAAAAUGAACAUUAUGAAAAUAGACAUGGAAAUAUGAAUAUCUCAGUGUAGUUAAUUGAAUGGGAAUGAAGCAGGACUCUAAAAUUGGAAGUAUAAAUAUUUUGAAUAAAGCAAAAUGAAAAUAGCUUAUAGCAGAGAACUGGAAAAUUAUCCUUGUUGCCACCUGCUUUAUUGUCUUGAAACUAAGACUGUAAAUUUGGAUCUACCCAAUUAUUGAUGAAGUGAUUAAAGCAUUCUGACUGCUUGGCUUAGUGUCUGUUUGUGAUGUGGUGGCUUGGGAUCUGAUGGUGCCUGCUGGCAUCCAGUGGACUAAUUUGUGCUGGCUGGAAAGGUGCCCAGUCUGGCAGUGACCUUCACUGACACCCUCCAUGCUGGCCAUGAGUAGCACAGCUGUGAGGCAGAGUGCAUCGCUGCUACCUUUAACUUCGCCAGCCCAUCCCCCACACAUAACCUUUACCAUAUUCUCUUUCUUUCUCUGAACUUUUGUGUUUUUAUCCUAGAAGGGCUCUUUGUCUUGUUGUAACGUUUUUGUGGAUUAUUUCUGCUGUCUUGUCAAAUACAUGGUUGCCCAAUGUCAUCCAAAUGACAUUCAGUACUCUGCUGUGUCUUCCAUUCUUCCUGCCCCUUGACUAGCGUCACUCAGGUCCUCUAAGACAGGUAUUUACUGGCCUGAGGUAAAUUUACAGCUAUCCAUGCUUUCUAUGUUCUUCCAUUACUUCUGUGUGGCAAUCUUAUGAACAAUCGGAAAACAUGUUUGGAGUUAAUUUAUACUGUCCAGUUACUUUGCCAUUCUCCUUUCUCUUGGAUGUAUGUCCACUAUAUCCCAAAGUCUCAGAAGCUAGUCGGGGGGGAGGAACCUCCUUUCUCCAUUUGCUCACCUUCCUCUCUUACCUGGGCCCAGGCUCAGCACACUGGGCAGUUGAGUGAGUCCCUCAUUUCAUUAAACCACUCAUUUUAGCUUUGGCCUUGAAGGGCCCUUCUGUUCUGGUCACAUUUUUGGCUAAUGUGAAAUAUAAAUGUGGGCCCUUUAUUUCUGCUACUAACUGAUGAUAGGGAUGAGUCAAAACCUAACCCACCCGGAAACUUACCAACUGCUUUUCUUCAGACUUGCCAGCAGAGAGUGACAGGCUAUUGAAGCGUUUCUACAUUUCCAUCUGUUUUGCUCUGUGUAGACUCUGGGGAAGUGAACAGGAAAACACAGAACUGCAGAAUGUGUUGUGACCUAGCAACCUUGUUUUCUGUGGACCAAUGGCAGGCUUUUUGUUUUCCAGGCAAUUGAUUUCUCUUAUUUGGGGAUGGAGUGUGCUUUUGUCGCUUCCAAAACACCCCUCCCCUGAUAGACUCAUACCUCAUUGCCUUACACCCAAAGGCUUUUAACUAUAUAGAGAACAUUGGGAAAAUUGCUACCACUGAUUGCUCCUGACUUUAGCUAGGUCACCAUCUAUCUUGGGGGGAAAAAAAACCUGAAAUGUACCAUUAUAACCAUCUAAUAGCUCAUCAAUACCAUUUCUCCUAAUUCUCAUUUUUCAGAUAAUAUAAUUUACAUUACUUUUUCUUAAAUAGUCCCACCACUCUUUUGACAUAUAUCUUGGGGAAAAAAAGAAAAAACAGAAUUAACAGUCAUGUAGAACUGAGAGUAAAAUUAAAGGUUCCAGCACAGGGAUGGGAUGGUCAGGAAUAAGCAGCAAUACAAAAACGAUCUGUCAUUUUAACAGAGACUGUCCACCUCAAAUAGACAGACUUCCAUUAUUCUACCAUGCUACAAAUAAUGACCUUUAGGGUUUUUUGUUAUGUGGAGCAUAAAAUAAAUAUAAGCAUUAUGUAAAAUCAUGGUAUUUGUCCCCACAUUCUGAGUUGCUGUAUGGUUCAAAGAGGUCAAAAUGUAACGUUGUUCUGUUCAGAUCUCACCACAUAAUGGACUCAUCUCCAGAGUCUUCUUGUACCUGUGCUUGUCACAUCUCUCACUUAGUUAUGUUUUGUACCUUGACAUAAAAUAUGGUUCAUGGGAGUGAGAGUUUGAUUGAUAUGCUCUAUACAGUAGGAAUCAACAUUAUUGUAAUAUUCCAGGAGCCUGUAGACUUGCUCCAUUGUCCACUAUGGCUUCUUUUUUCAAUAGUUCCCACCCUCUGACACCCCCUCCUGCAUUAGAACAGGUAUAAGUCUAUAAAAUGUAUGCAGCCAAUGUAACAGCUCAGUUGUAGGCACUUUCAAGGUCAAGAAAAAGGGUUUAUGUACUUGGUUCUCUGGCAUUUUGAAUUGUUGGAAUAGAAGCAUAAACACUUGCAUUGUGGAACUCACUGAUAUAUUCUAGACAAUACCUCUUUGAGAACUUAAAAAGGUAAUUUCAUCUGAAUUUGAUUAAAAUGCAUCUUGCUCACAACUGCCUGUUUGAG